CGGGGCCUCCUCCCUCCCGGCCUGGCCUCACAGGCCUCGCUCGGACCACGGAAGCCCUUCCUCGCCGCCCGUCAAUCAAGGCCGGGGAGCAGGACGUAGCCAAUGGGGUUCCUCCGGUGGGCGGGGCGUCCCGGGCUCAGCCAAUGGGAGGGGCGGGGGCGGGCUCCGGGGAAGGAGGAAGACGAGGAGGAAGAUGGCGGCGCCUGGCCUGGCCUGAGGCCUGGUCUGUGUCUGUGAGGCGGGAAGGAAGGCGGCGGAGAGAGAGAGAGGGAAAUGAAGACCCUAUGAAGUCACCACAGGCAUAAAAAGAAAAUAUCUAUUGGAGAUUGAGGAAUUUGGAAAUCAAAGGGCAAUAAUGAAAGAAAUCCUGGGGGAAGAAGAAAUCCUCUCUAGGUGCCAAUCUUGUGGAACUCAAUUUUGAUUAAAAAGAAAAAGGUAACACUCACAUGUCUGUAACGCAGUCAAUCAUAUACAUAACUGUCAACAUGGAGGAGAAACCCUUUGAGUGUGGAAAGAGCUUCAACUGGAGGAGCUAUCUGCUACGGCAUGAAAGGACUCACACUGGGGAGAAACCCUUUGAAUGCCUGGAGUGUGGACAGAGUUUCACUCAGAGUUCAGGCCUACGUUCACAUCAAAGGACUCACACUGGGGAGAAACCCUUUGAAUGUCUGGAGUGUGGACAGAGUUUCACUCAGAGUUCAGGCCUACGUUCACAUCAAAGGACUCACACUGGGGAGAAACCCUUUGAAUGUCUGGAGUGUGGACAGAGUUUCACUCAGAGUUCUGGCCUACGUUCACAUCAAAGGACUCACACUGGGGAGAAACCCUUUGAAUGUCUGGAGUGUGGACAGAGUUUCACUCAGAGUUCAGGCCUACGUUCACAUCAAAGAACUCACACUGGGGAGAAACCCUUUGAAUGUUUGGAGUGUGGACAGAGUUUCACUCAGAGUUCAGGCCUAUGUUCACAUCAAAGGACUCACACUGGGGAGAAACAAUAUAAAUGCUUGGAGUGUGGACAGAGCGUCACUCAUGGUUCAGGCCUACGUAGACAUCAAAGGACUCACACUGGAGAGAAACUCUAUACAUGCCUGGAGUGUGGACAGAGCUUCACUCAGAGUUCAGGCCUACGUAGACAUCAAAGGACUCACACUGUGGAGAAACCCUAUACAUGCCUGGAGUGUGGACAGAGCUUUGCUCAGAGUGGAAGUUUACAUUCACAUCAAAGGACUCACAGUGGGGAGAAACCUUAUAAAUGCCCGGAGUGUAGACAAAGCUUUGCUCAGAGUGGAACUUUACAUUCACAUCAAAGGACUCACACUGGGGAGAAACCCUAUAACUGCCUGGAGUGUGGACAGAGCUUCGCUCAUAGUUCAGGCUUACGUAGACAUCAAAGGACUCACACUGGGGAGAAACCGUAGAAAUCCAUGGUGUGUGCACAGAGCUUUUCAUGGAAUAAGGUUAUACAUACACAUCAUAGAAUUCACCCUGGAAAGAAUGGUGUUAAUUGACACCAGAGUGUCAUUCUAACAUGUACAAAAGCAACUCUUGCAAAUUUUGGAAAUGCAAGCUCAAAGUUGGGACAUUUCAUCACAUGUUGUGUAUUGUAGAAAGAUUGAACUAAAAUACGUUCCAUUCUGGAAGGAAACAAGGUUAAAUGAAACUAGAGUUUUAUAUGUUGAGAAUGUUGGAUGAUCAAUUAGAAUAAAAGUAUGGGUAGUUACGGCGA
This is a messenger RNA of Anolis carolinensis (green anole), 1726 nucleotides long. RefSeq names its product zinc finger protein 180-like. The transcript is spliced from 2 exons. Lineage: Eukaryota; Metazoa; Chordata; Lepidosauria; Squamata; Anolidae. The record is from RefSeq and is a predicted model, not a curated record. Bases 447 to 1418 code for a protein of 323 amino acids.